Molecule: messenger RNA, 6977 nt
Organism: Antechinus flavipes (yellow-footed antechinus)
Lineage: Eukaryota; Metazoa; Chordata; Mammalia; Dasyuromorphia; Dasyuridae
Gene: TMEM108
Product: transmembrane protein 108
Exons: 7
Coding region: 316-4566 (1416 amino acids)
Biological process (GO): retrograde axonal transport; dendrite extension; postsynaptic density organization
Cellular component (GO): endosome membrane; postsynaptic density; axon
Source: RefSeq, a predicted model, not a curated record
CGGGCUCCGAGGGCCGGGUAGUCGGAGUGUGCGCGCGCGCGUCUGGGAAUGUGGGUCUGUGUGUGAGGGAGCGCGAGCGCCCACGUCUGUCUGCGCGCUGAGCGCCAGUGCCUGCCUUCUCCGCCGUCGCCGCUGUCUGCGAGAGCGUUUGCACUUCUCCCGAGCAUCUGGUUCAGCAUGCAAGAAGAAGUAAGGAGUGAGGAAACGCAGAACUAAUGGGCCAUGAGGAUGUAAGCGUGUUCGAAGGCUGCCUUACAUACCACUCCAGGACAGAAUCAUGAAUAAACUGGAGGACAAGCAGGACCAGAUGAUACCAUGAAGAGAAGUUUACAGGUCCUCUAUUGCCAACUGUUUAGUGUUCUCUUGAUCUUGGCACUGACAGAAGAGCUGGUUUUUGCCACCCAGGAACCGUCUCCCAGGGAGUCACCUCAGAGCCCCCAGAUGGACACUCCCCCCGUUGCCAUGGCGACAGUGCCCCCCAGUUCCACCAGUCACCAUGCCACAGCGCCCGCCCCCACCACUGUGGUGGCCACAGUUCCCCAGACCAGCGGACGCCCCCUGACAGCUAGCGCCCCGACCACGGUGGCCAGGAAACCCCCCCACUCCAAGAAACACCCCCUUCCCAACGCCACUCCGGCCACCUUGGAGACGGCCACGCGCCGGCCCCCACGGCCCCCACGGCCCCCCGGCUCUUCGAGGAAGGCUCCUCGCCCACUCCCCGCCGGUGGCGGUGCUGGCCGGAAGGAGUCCCAGCGGGCACGCAACCAGAGCGCCCUCCGGCCUCUUGGGAAAAUCUUUCAGAUUUACAAAGGCAACUUCACGGGGCCCACGGGGCCCACGGAGCCCGGCCCCCACGGGGAGCCCCAUCCCUCCACCCCCACUUAUAAUCCAAUUUAUAAUCGCUCCUCCGAUUCUCCGGGCUCCCGGGCUGUGACUGCCACCGCCACCCCGAAGCCCGAUGGCGCAGUGCGGGGGCCCUCGGACUCUGCCCUCCGGCAGACCGAGCGAGAGAGCGGCCCUUCCCCCAGCAGCCACGGAAGGGAGCCCCAGGCCACGGGCGUGGUCCCCGAGCCUCCCACUGACCCAGAAACCACCACAGUGCCUUCUCAGCCCUCGCACAGUGAGCCGUCCCGGGACGUCCCAAGACUCAGCGACUCCUGGCUCCCCCCGACCCCAGGAACCAGCGUACCUUUGUUUGCCAGCCCCGGGGUCUUCACAGCCCCCGCAGGCUCUGUCCAGGCUGCCUUUAACGUCAGUGUUUCAUCCCCGGUGGUGGGGAGCCCUCAGGGAGCUUCUUCUACAACCCAGCAGGCCCUGGCCAGCCCUGAUCUGCAACCCAGCAGCGCCCUUUCUAGCAGGAGCCCUCAACUACUGUUCAGCACUCUCGUCUCCCAGAGCCCCAGCCUGGAGUCCAGCAGGAGCCCCGAGCUGCUGCCCAGCAUCCUGUCCUCCCGGAACCCCGGUCUUCUGUCCAGUAGCACUGGCUCUGCUCAGAGCCCAGCCCUGCGCCCAGGCAGCACCCUCCCCACCAAGAGCUCCCCUUUAUUCUCUAGCAGCAUCCUCCCCACCAAGAGCCCCCCUUUAUUCUCCAGCAGCACCCUCCCCACCAAGAGCCCCCCUUUAUUCUCCAGCAGCACCCUCCCCACCAAGAGCCCCCCUUUAUUCUCCAGCAGCACCCUCCCCACCAAGAGCCCCCCUUUAUUCUCCAGCAGCACCCUCCCCACCAAGAGCCCCCCUUUAUUCUCCAGCAGCACCCUCCCCACCAAGAGCCCCCCUUUAUUCUCCAGCAGCAGCCUCCCCACCAAGAGCCCCCCCUUAUUCUCCAGCAGCAGCCUCCCCACCAAGAGCCCCCCUUUAUUCUCCAGCAGCAGCCUCCCCACCAAGAGCCCCUCUUUAUUCUCCAGCAGCACCCUCCCCACCAAGAGCCCCCCUUUAUUCUCCAGCAGCACCCUCCCCACCAAGAGCCCCCCUUUAUUCUCCAGCAGCACCUCCCCACCAAGAGCCCCCCUUUAUUCUCCAGCAGCAGCCUCCCCACCAAGAGCCCCCCUUUAUUCUCCAGCAGCACCCUCCCCAAGAGCCCCCCUUUAUUCUCCAGCAGCACCCUCCCCACCAAGAGCCCCCCUUUAUUCUCCAGCAGCAGCCUCCCCACCAAGAGCCCCCCCUUAUUCUCCAGCAGCACCCUCCCCACCAAGAGCCCCCCUUUAUUCUCCAGCAGCACUCUCCCCACCAAGAGCCCCCCUUUAUUCUCCAGCAGCACCCUCCCCACCAAGAGCCCCACUUUAUUCUCCAGCAGCACCCUCCCCACCAAGAGCCCCACUUUAUUCUCCAGCAGCACCCUCCCCACCAAGAGCCCCAUCCUGCUCCUCAGCAGCACCUUUUCCCCCAAGGGCCCCCCUUUAUUCUCCAGCAGCACCCUCCCCGAGAGUCCCACUCUACUCUCCAGUAACACCCUUGCCCCCAAGAGCCCCACCCUGCUCCCCAGCAGCACCCUUGCCCCCAAGAGCUCCACCCUGCUCCCCAGCAGCACCCUCCCUUCCAAGGGCCCCAUUUUGUUCUCCAGCAUCACUCUUGCCCCCAAGAGCCCCACUCUAUACUCCAGCAGCACCCUCCCCCCCAAGAGCCCCACUUUUCUCCCCAGUACAAUACCCCCCAAGAGCUCCACUUUUUUCCCCAGCACAUUAUUCCCCAAGAGCCCCACUCUACUCUCCAGCAACACACUUCCCUCCAAGAGCCCCACUUUUCUCCCCAGCAGCACCCUCCCCCCAAGGAGCCCUACUUUGCUCUCUGGCACCACCCUAUCCCCAAGGAGCCCCACUUUUCUCCCCAGCAGCACCCUCCCCACCAAGAAGCCCCACUCUACUCUCCAGCAACACACUUCCCUCCAAGAGCCCCACUUUUCUCCCCAGCAGCACCCUUGCCCCCAAGAGCUCCACCCUGCUCCCCAGCAGCACCCUUGCCCCCAAGAGCUCCACCCUGCUCCCCAGCAGCACCCUCCCCACCAAGAGCCCCAUCCUGCUCCUCAGCAGCACCUUUUCCCCCAAGGGCCCCCCUUUAUUCUCCAGCAGCAGCCUCCCCACCAAGAGCCCCAUCCUGCUCCUCAGCAGCACCUUUUCCCCCAAGGGCCCCCCUUUAUUCUCCAGCAGCACUCUCCCCACCAAGAGCCCCCCUUUAUUCUCCAGCAACACCCUCCCCAAGAGCCCCCCUUUAUUCUCCAGCAGCACCCUCCCCACCAAGAGCCCCCCUUUAUUCUCCAGCAGCAGCCUCCCCACCAAGAGCCCCCCCUUAUUCUCCAGCAGCACCCUCCCCACCAAGAGCCCCCCUUUAUUCUCCAGCAGCACUCUCCCCACCAAGAGCCCCCCUUUAUUCUCCAGCAGCACCCUCCCCACCAAGAGCCCCACUUUAUUCUCCAGCAGCACCCUCCCCACCAAGAGCCCCACUUUAUUCUCCAGCAGCAUCCUCCCCACCAAGAGCCCCAUCCUGCUCCUCAGCAGCACCUUUUCCCCCAAGGGCCCCCCUUUAUUCUCCAGCAGCACCCUCCCCGAGAGUCCCACUCUACUCUCCAGUAACACCCUUGCCCCCAAGAGCCCCACCCUGCUCCCCAGCAGCACCCUUGCCCCCAAGAGCUCCACCCUGCUCCCCAGCAGCACCCUCCCUUCCAAGGGCCCCAUUUUGUUCUCCAGCAUCACUCUUGCCCCCAAGAGCCCCACUCUAUACUCCAGCAGCACCCUCCCCCCCAAGAGCCCCACUUUUCUCCCCAGUACAAUACCCCCCAAGAGCUCCACUUUUUUCCCCAGCACAUUAUUCCCCAAGAGCCCCACUCUACUCUCCAGCAACACACUUCCCUCCAAGAGCCCCACUUUUCUCCCCAGCAGCACCCUCCCCCCAAGGAGCCCUACUUUGCUCUCUGGCACCACCCUAUCCCCAAGGAGCCCCACUUUUCUCCCCAGCACCCUUCCUCCCCAAAACCCCACUGUACUCUCCAGCAUCACCCACCCCUCCAGGAGCCCCACCCCAUUCUCCAGCAGGGCCCUUCCUACUGCUGAGGGGCAUGUGAUCGCCCACACAGUUGCCAGCAGAGUGCCCGGUCCCUUCUCUACGGUGGGCUCCACUGCUACAGGAAACUUCCUAAACAGACUGGUCCCUGCGGGCACCUGGAAGCCUGGCAUGCCAGGGAACAUCUCUCACGUCACCGAGGGGGACAAGCCCCAGCACAGACCCACCAUCUGCCUGAGCAAGAUGGACAUUGUCUGGGUGAUCUUGGCCAUCAGCGUGCCCAUCUCCUCCUGUUCGGUCUUGCUGACUGUGUGUUGCAUGAGGAGGAAGAAGAAAACAUCAAACCCAGAAAACAACCUGAGCUAUUGGAACAAUGCUAUCACCAUGGAUUACUUCAACAGGCAUGCUGUGGAGCUGCCCAGGGAGAUUCAGUCCUUGGAAACUUCUGAGGACCAGCUCUCAGAGCCCCGCUCCCCGGCCAACGGAGAUUACAGAGGCAGCGGGAUAGUACUUGUAAACCCUUUCUGUCAAGAAACGCUGUUUGUAGGCAGCGACCAAGUGUCUGAGAUCUAACCGGCACCAGCUUGCUCGCGUUACAAUUCUGUGCUUUCCGUCUCUAAAUUAUAAAUACAUAUAUAUAUAUAUAUAUUAUAAAUAUAACCUUUGUGUAACCCUGACUUAAUGAGAAACAUUUUCAGCUUUUUUUUCCUAAGAAUUGUCAACAUCUUUUUUAUAAGUGUGGUUGAAAAGAAAACUUUACAGAAUGACCUGUGGCUUUAUAAAAUAAAGGCAUUUCUAAGUAAAAUGGUCACUCCAAUUACUUCUCUUGGUAUCUAUCCUCAAAGUUAUGUGAGGAAAUUAUUUUCACAAGGCCCCAAAGUCAAAUAAGUUGCCUGACCUCAGUCUCUGUCUGAUUUAUCUAUACUCCUAAUAUGGUCAACUGUAUUGCCAUUUAUGUGGUCCAUAGGGGCCAAUCCCCUCUCAUCUGAACCUGUUCCCACAUUUCCUAAUAUUCUCCCGAGAGAAGGAACCAAGGUCAUUUGGGCAUAAGGGGUAACCAGAUUCACAAAAGAGGGAGUGGGGAGAAGGGCCAUACGAUCGUCAAAUUAAGGCUGAAAUGGACCUUAGAAAGUAUCAGUCCCAAUUCUGUCAUUUUGACAGAUGAGGUAACUGAGGCCCAGCAUGGUUGAUUGAUCUGCCGAAGUUCUCAUAGCUAGUCAAUGGGAGAGCUCUCCACAGAGCCCAGGAUCUCUGAUUACAAAAUCCACUUCCCAUUAUACCACACUGGGCUGCCUCCCUGUAACUAUCUCAGAGCGAGUUCUCUAGGUCAGCUAGCCAUCCAGACUAUUUUGCCAUUUGCUAUAAAGCAAAAUUCCAUCCAAGCUUUUGGAACUUGGUCAAGGAAUUAUAGUCAUGGAAGUACUAAAUGGACUGCCUCAUACGUCAAUUCACCUUAUGAGAAACUCGUAAGGCACAGCACCAAGAGAUAGCGUGCUGUAAUGAGAAAAGAAAAAAAAAAAAAAAAAAAACAGUGGAUUUGUAGUAAAAAGACCUGGAAUCAAAUCCUAUUUCUUCCCCUUUCUGCCUGCAACUCUGGACAAAUUAUUUCAGUCCUCUGGGUCUCAGUUUUCCCCAUCAAAAAAUAAGGGAUUUGUUCUAGUUGGUAUUAAGAGCCCUUUCGGUCCUAAAUCUUAUGACAGAAUCUUAUGCCAUAGAACAGCAUGAUGGAAAUUAUUUUGGUGGUCAUAAAAAUAUUUUGUCUUUUAACCACUUCUCUCCCAUUCAUAACUAUUAACUUUUAGAUGGAAGGAAAUUUGUGUUAGGAUUGCACUUCAACUUUUUAAAGAAGGGUAAGCCAUUUGCCAUCCCCAAAAGAAUACUUAGGACAAAGCUAUUCAUCAAAUGUUUUGUAGGCUUUUUUAAAACUAUGAAAAAAUUAUGUGGACACAUGGCUACUCUUACUUUCCUCUGAAAUAAGUUUCCCUCCUCCUGCAAUCUUAAAAAGAAUUAAAUUUCCAUGGCAAAUCAUUUAGAAGAAAAUGCCAAGUAAAUUCCUGCUAUACACUUCAGAAUGAAUCUCCAGAAGUGUAAAUCACUGCCCUCCUGGAUUUUCCCAGGAAUCGCAGUUCUUUUCCAUCCAGAACCUUUGAAAGCUUUAGUCAUUGUUGAGUGUUCCAACCCUCUCACCACUACCAUUGCCCACCCACGUAGGGAUCAAGCAAAUCAGUGACUCAGGAAGGACUCUUAAAGAGAGGUGACUUUCCCUUCCUUCACGAAUUGUCUAGAUCCUUGGGGAAAGAUAUUUUGGCCUUCCAAUUAACAAUGGAGUGGGUGACCGGAAAGGUCUCUAAAGGUUCCUUCUGAGAUUCUGUAACCCAGAAGACUUUGACUUGAAAUUCAGUAAAGCAAGGUUACAUUAAAGAAUUCCAAUCCAGUAUUUAUCAUUUGAUAAAUGAUUUUUUAAAUAGAAUAUAUUUUGAAUAUGUGUCAUUGAAGUUUGAUGGGGGAAUCCAAUAAUUAUUGCUUCAUCUACUUGUGUCAUUGCAUUAGGCUUUGUACCAUGGUUGUUUUUUUUUUCUCUUUCCUCUCCCAUUUCCUUGAAGAAAAAGAUGGCCCUCAAUGUGUGUGUCUUCCUUGUUGUACGAGCCUACCUGUGUGAGUUACUUUGUCACGUCUACUCUGAAGACUUACCCACUAGGGGAACUGUGGUUUAGGGAACCAUUAUUACCUGUCUCUGCUGUUGUUGUUUUUUAUUUUGUUUUAACCUAAACAUAGCGUUUCUGUUAGCCUACUGUGCUUAGCAUACCAAUGUGUGUAUAUAUAGAGAUACAUAUGUAAAGUAAAUCUAUAUAUAAUAUAUGUAAUCAAAGAUGCAUAUGUUAUAUAUAUAUGAACGUAUAACCUAUUUUUCUUGAUCUAUAAUAUUCAGCUACUAUGUAUAUACAAAUAAAUGUAUUUUAUUAGCCAGAGGCUUAAGUUCCUAA